ACUAAUUUUGAAAAUAAAAUAAAUUCACGCGGCCAGGGGAAUAUGCUAAAUAUAUAUAUAUAUAUAUUACAUACGCCAACACUUUUUUACAACUAAAUAGUAAACUUUACAUUUUUCCCUUUCUCAAUGAAGUAACUGAAUAAGGAGUGACCCGCGGGGGAGUGAUUUGACCGUGACUUUUCGCGGAGGAGAAAGCUGUUACCAACAAAGCAAUUGCUGCUGUGUCUACGGUGUUUAGCGGAUCACAACGGGGAUUUUUAAGAGCAUACAUUUACGUAUGUUGCCUCGGAAAUAAGUCACGCCGAUAAGAUGGACCUGAAACUACUUCUGAUUUCAACGUUGUUAGGAGUCAUUUGUUAUAGCAGUGCUCAGCAAGAAGGGAACGAGUGCAUCAAGGCUAAUGCCAAAUCCUGUGGGGAGUGUAUUCAAGUGGGAGCGAAAUGUGGCUGGUGCAUGGACCCAGAGUUCCUGAAGCAGGGUGAGGCCACAUCGACCCACUGUGACGAGCUGGAGUCCCUGAGGAAGAGAGGUUGCAGCUCCACCAAGGUAGAAAACCCCCGAGGCAGCCAGCGGCUCCUGAAGAACAAGGCUGUGACCAACCGCAACAAGGGAGAAGGGAAACUCCGACCAGAGGACAUCACACAGAUCCAGCCACAGAAACUCACCCUCAGCCUCAGAUCUGGUGAACCUCAGUCUUUUAACCUGAAGUUCAAACGUGCCGAGGAUUACCCCAUUGACCUCUACUACCUGAUGGACCUGUCCUACUCCAUGAAGGACGAUCUGGAAAACGUCAAGAACCUGGGAACACAUCUGAUGCUGGAGAUGUCAAAGAUCACAUCUGAUUUCAGAAUCGGUUUUGGUUCCUUUGUAGAGAAGACGGUGAUGCCUUACAUUAGCACCACCCCAGCCAAGCUGCUGAACCCCUGUACUGGGGACCAGAACUGCACCAGUCCCUUCAGCUACAAGAACGUUCUGAAGCUGACCAGCAAUGGACAGGAGUUCAACACCCUGGUGGGACAACAGCAGAUCUCUGGAAACCUGGACUCACCAGAGGGAGGCUUCGAUGCCAUCAUGCAAGUGGCUGUGUGUGGUGAGCACAUUGGCUGGAGGAACGUCACCCGUCUGCUGGUGUUCUCCACUGAUGCUGGCUUCCACUUUGCUGGAGACGGGAAACUGGGCGGGAUAGUUUUGCCCAACGAUGGGAAAUGCCACCUGGAGAACAACAUGUACACAAUGAGCCACUACUAUGACUAUCCCUCCAUCGCUCACCUGGUUCAGAAACUUAGCGACAACAACAUCCAGACGAUCUUUGCCAUCACAGAGGAGUUCCAGCCUGUUUACAUAGAGUUAAAGAAUCUCAUUCCUAAAUCUGCGGUGGGGACACUCUCUGCUAACUCCAGCAACGUUAUCAACCUCAUUAUUGAUGCCUACAAUUCUCUUUCCUCAGAGGUGAUUCUGGAGAACAGCAAGCUACCAGAGGGAGUGACCAUAAUGUACCAGUCACGCUGCAAGAACGGAGUGACUGGUGAGGGAGAGAUGGGAAGAAAAUGCUCCAAUAUCUCCAUCGGUGACGAGGUGUCUUUCACCAUAAGCAUCACAUCUAACCAGUGUCCUAAAAUGGGCAAACCAGAGACCAUCAAGAUCAAGCCCCUAGGGUUCAAUGAGGAGGUGGAGAUCACUCUGAACUUCAUCUGCGAGUGUGACUGUCACAAAGAUGGCAUUGAGAACAGUGAGAUCUGCCACAAUGGCAACGGGACAUAUGAAUGUGGAGCCUGCAGGUGCAAUGAGGGCCGUAUUGGUAGACAGUGUGAGUGCAGCACCAACGAGGUGACCAGCGAAGACCUGGAUAAGAGCUGCCGUAAAGACAACGGUACAGACAUCUGCAGCAACAACGGAGACUGUGUGUGUGGAACCUGUGAGUGUAAGAAGAGAGAGAACCCAGAGGAACGCUACAGCGGGAUGUUCUGCGAGUGUGACAACUUCAACUGUGACCGCGCCAACAACAAACUCUGUGGAGGACAUGGUCACUGUGAGUGCAGGGUGUGUAUUUGUGAUGCCAACUGGACAGGCAGUGCCUGUGACUGUUCUCUGGACACCACGACCUGCCUGGCUUCCAACAAGCAGAUCUGUAACGGACGAGGCACCUGUGAAUGUGGCACCUGCAAGUGUACUGACCCAAAGUUCCAGGGCCCCAGCUGUGAGAUCUGUCCUACCUGUCCAGGGGUCUGCGCAGAACACAAGGAGUGUGUUCAGUGCAGGGCCUUUGGGACGGGGGAGAAGAAGGACACGUGUGAGAGAGACUGUAGCUACUUCAACCUGAUCAAGGUGAAGGACAGGGACAAGCUGCCUCAGCCAGGACAGGCCUUCCCCCUGAUGCACUGUAAGGAGAGGGAUGCCAACGACUGCUGGUUCUACUACACCUACGCUGUCAACAACAAGACAGAGAAGGAGGUCCAUGUGGUUGAAACACUAGACUGCCCUGCGGGCCCUGACAUCAUCCCCAUCGUGGCUGGCGUGGUGGCGGGCAUCGUGCUGAUCGGCCUGGCUUUGCUUCUCAUCUGGAAGCUGCUCAUGAUCAUCCACGACAGGAGAGAGUUCGCCAAGUUUGAGAAGGAGAAGAUGAAUGCUAAAUGGGACACGGGCGAAAACCCUAUCUACAAGAGUGCUGUUACGACAGUGGUCAACCCCAAAUAUGAAGGCAAAUGAUGGAGCUUGAAAAACACUGUAUGCAAUUAUAGUUAUAGCGAAUCGAGGGUGAGAGGGAUAGUGGCAUGGGAGGGGGGAUUCAUUGUAUGUAUUUUGUCAUUUCUUCUUUUUUUUGCCUCAGUAUUAUAACAUUACAUUUGGCCAAUAGAUUUGGUAUGUUUACUAACAUUUUAUUUUCUAUGCAUUUUCUUUUAUAUUUUUAAAGUACAGUUAUGUGUAUAUACUUUUAAGAUUAUUUCAUUUCUUGAACCACUGUUUGAAAUUAAGGAUUUUGCCACAGGACUGGUAUGAGCAAAGGGUUUUACCUUUCAAAGACUAUAUAUGUACUCCAAAUGGCACUCUAUUCCCUUUAUAGUGCACUACUUUUGACGAUGGCCAAUGGGCUCUGAUCAAAAGUAGUUAACUACUGUAUAUAGGGAAUAGAGUGCCAUUUGGAAUGAAGAAAUCGAGUUUCAGACAGGACCUGAGGCUAAAACAUACCUUUUGCAUUGUGGUUAUAAAUAUUUUUUUCAGCCAAAGGGUACAGUAUAUAUGUAUCAAACACAUUGAUUUGUGUAUAAAAUAGUCAUCCAUUAAGCAGGAUUACAAGAAUCUGGAUUUAUCAUUGAGAGCAGUUUUUAAAUAUGAAUUUAUCACAUCAAUCACAUAAUUGUCAAUCAUAGAAAACCAUUGGUUGACUCUAACCUUGUCAUCAGAUAUCAUUUAUUGCGUGAAGAAGUGCUAUUACAUUGCUGUUUUAAAAGUGAUCAUUGCACUAUUGAAUUACACAAUCAAUUGACAUGUCUUUAUGUGACAAAAUUGGAAGUUUAAUUUAUUUUUAGUAUAAUAUUCUAUAAGAUUUCAGUAUUCAACCUCAGGUCAUUUUUUUCUGUGCUCAUUCCAAGCAAAGCCAAAUAUGGCUUCAUUGCAAAGCCUUCCCAUUGGGCACAGACGUCAAUUCAACAUUUAUUCCACAUUGGUUCUAUGUAAUUUCGAUGAAACGACGUGAAAACAACGUUGAUUCAACCAAUGUGUUUCACGUUGAUCAAUGUUAAAAAUGGUGACCUUUGUUCUGAAAUCACAGGACCUUUCAUCUGUAACAGUGUUUGUGUGAAAUCAGUAUUGAAGUAAAAGGCCUCUUGGAAUGUGUUUUUAAAAUACAAAAAAUCUCU
Molecule: messenger RNA, 3857 nt
Organism: Salvelinus namaycush (lake trout)
Lineage: Eukaryota; Metazoa; Chordata; Actinopteri; Salmoniformes; Salmonidae
Product: integrin beta-1-like
Exons: 16
Coding region: 310-2706 (798 amino acids)
Biological process (GO): integrin-mediated signaling pathway; cell-matrix adhesion; cell adhesion mediated by integrin
Cellular component (GO): focal adhesion; cell surface; integrin complex
Molecular function (GO): integrin binding; C-X3-C chemokine binding; laminin binding
Source: RefSeq, a predicted model, not a curated record